ACUAUCCGUAAAUAUCACCAGAAACUAAUUUGCCAUAAUAGGCCAAAAUGUCAAAAAACAAAUCCAUUUCAUGUUUGGUUAUUAUCACUAUCUUUUGCCUGUUAUUCGUAACCGAUGUCGAUAGUCAAAGUUUUCCUGCCAGUUUAUUUAAAUCAUGUUGUUAUUAUGUAACGAUUCGUAAUUGUACGGGCAACAAUGAAGUAUCGCAUCUAUGUCCGGAUUGUACCAAACCCACACCAUUUUGUGGUGAAAACAGAUGCAACAUUUUUGGCUGUAAUUGUGAUUCAUGUCGACCACAAAAAGAACAUACAACAAUUGUUGGUAUGGCCACUUGGUUAACUGAACAUUUUUGAAAUUCGAAUUAAAAAAUUAACAAAGCAAAUCAA
This is a messenger RNA of Dermatophagoides pteronyssinus (European house dust mite), 386 nucleotides long. RefSeq lists its product as uncharacterized. NCBI's taxonomy places the organism in Eukaryota, Metazoa, Arthropoda, Arachnida, Sarcoptiformes, Pyroglyphidae. The record is from RefSeq and is a predicted model, not a curated record.